AGAAAUCCGGGUGUGGAGCAAGGUCCCAUCAUUUACAAAAUUAUAAAAAAGUAGUUGCCUUGCAGGUGUUGCAAUUUUUAUAAAAUUCGCAGCGAAAGCGAUCGAUUUAACUUAAUCUGUCUGUGAAGAAACGGUUAUAAGACAAAAUGGCACAAAUGGACAUAGAGUUAAAGAAGGCAUUCACAGAGAUGCAGAUAAACAAACUGGAGACUACCAAGAAGAUCAACAUGAUCGACAUGAAGUGCGACAUGGUCAAGACGGGCAAACACAAGUACCAGCUCACAGAGAAGGGCACGAGCAGCUUAUCUGAAGACACAAGAGUUUACCAGUCCGUGGGCCGCAUGUUUCUGCUGACCGAUGUGCAGAACAUGCGUGAGGAUCUCAAAGCCAAACAGGAUAAGUGCGACAAGGCGAUAGAACUGCUCGAAAAGAAGAAAGAGUUCCUGCAGAAGUCGCUCAAGGAUCAAGAGGACGGUCUUCGCGAGCUGGUCCAGCAGCGCAAGGAGGCCGACCUAACUGCGAAAUAGACAACUCGGCAUUUAUCCCUCAAUGCAAUUGUUUAUUUAUUUUCAAUAUAUUCGUCUAAAUUGAA
Molecule: messenger RNA, 592 nt
Organism: Drosophila takahashii
Lineage: Eukaryota; Metazoa; Arthropoda; Insecta; Diptera; Drosophilidae
Gene: Pfdn1
Product: prefoldin 1
Biological process (GO): protein folding
Cellular component (GO): prefoldin complex; cytoplasm
Molecular function (GO): protein folding chaperone
Source: RefSeq, a predicted model, not a curated record